AGGCGUUCGGCGCUUCUCGGCUCAGGGUUGUUGCGGCCUUUCCUUUUCCUCGUGGCUUUGCUGCCUGAUGCGCGAUGGAGUGGUGGGGCUUCUGGCCAUGCUCGGAGGCGCCUGGUGUUUCUCUUUAAUAGCCCUGCUUGCAGCUGAGCUCGGCUCCGGAAGAGUCUCCAGAACUUUGACUGCAAUUUGCAUUUGCAUUUCUCUCAGAGUUGGGCAGGUGACUGCGUGACAUGGCACCGUAUGCCGUUCAUUUUCAGGUCACAAAUUCCAACCAUUUGAGCUUGUUUUUUGGCGCUCUUUCUUCAUGCUGGGGCAGACGUGGGCGGCGCUGCGCUGGGCGGGCGUGGCGCCGCUGGGCCCCGCGGGCGCCCGCGGGCUCCUCGGCCUGCGGGGCCUCUGCGGCGUGGCCUUCAUGGCGAGCUACUACUACUCGCUGGCGGUGCUGCCAAUGUCGGACGCCGUUGUGCUCACCUACACCUCGCCUGUGCUGACAGCCUUCGGGGCCACGUUUUUGGGGGAGGCCUGGCACAGCCUGGACUUCCUGGGGUCUGCCUUAUGCCUUGUAGGCGUCAUGAUGAUCAGCAAGCCGCCAAUUUUAUUUCACCUUUUGGGCCUCAAGGAGGGAAACGCUGAGUUGUCGCCACUCGGGCUGCUUGCAGCCAGCGCAGCUGCUGUUUGUGCGACUUGUGUCUACCUCAUCAUUCGGAUUCUUAGAGACAAAGACGUUCAUUCCAUUGUGUUUGUGAACUACCUCGCAAUGGCCGCAGUGAUCACAGCGCCGGUGCUGGGCCUGGCCUUUGAGGAGACCUGGGCCUGGCCAUCUCUUUGGUCCCUGGUCCUGUUGCUUGCUCUGGCCUCUUUGGCUUCCUUGGGGGAGACGAUGCUCGCUGUCGGUCUGAAGCUGGAAAGCGCCGCGAAGGCCACCUCCAUGAACUAUGUGCAGGUCGUAUUCGCCUUCUGCUUCCAACGCGUGUUGCUGCACCAGCCCAGCGACUGGCAGAGCAACUUUGGCGCUGGGUUGAUCUCUGCUUGGGGUAUUGUCGCCUUGGUCAAGGAGGCGGCCUUUGCCCAGGACCAAGUGUGCUCCGUGUCCAACAAGCCAUUGCUCAAGCCGCCUCGCAGUGGCCCCGCCAGGUAGCUGCCAAAGCAGCAGCUGCACAGGCUUGCAGCAGAAUGUGUUUUUGCACGCCCGCUCACGAGUGAAAGACGGACGGGGGCGGAGCAGCACGCAAGAC
Messenger RNA from Effrenium voratum, 1235 nucleotides. Lineage: Eukaryota; Dinophyceae; Suessiales; Symbiodiniaceae. The record is from the annotation of a GenBank genome assembly.